CUUCAAAACGGAUGGCAACGCUGACGCUAAUAAAGCUACUGUCAAAGUUGCCCAAAGCUAAACACGAAAUACAUACAUACGAAAGCCAAAUUCGAGCUGGUGCUGCUGCUGCUGCCCACUACAAUCAGUGGGCAAUUAAAAACCCAUUGGCAUUCGGGCAUUGUCAGGUGCAAGUGAAAGUGCAGCAGCUCGCCGCAACAAUGUCGACGCCAUCAACGUCUGCAGCCGCACAGACAACCAACAGCGGCGGCCUGGGCAAACAGCAGCUUCGGCGCUUGGCCGCCUUCGAUUUUGACCACACAAUUGUUUCCCAGAAUACGGACACUGUGGUGCGCGACAUGUUGCCCAACGAGCUAAUCAGCUCCUGUGCCCUAACCGAGCUAAUGGAAAACGAGUGCUGGACCGAAUAUAUGGCCGAAAUAUUCCGUUUAUUAUAUGCGCAACAAGUACCAGAAUCGCGAAUACGCGACACCAUACGCUGUAUACCGGAGGUGCCCGGAUUUGUGCGUCUCAUCAAGCAUUUGCAGAAGAAAAUGAAAUUCGAUUUGAUUAUCAUCAGUGACUCGAAUAGUAUUUUUAUUGACGAAUGGCUACGUGCACACAAUCUCUCUGAUUGUUUCAAUGCCAUUUUCACAAAUCCGGCCGAGUUUAAUGAACAUGGUCAGCUUUUGGUGCGUGCAUAUCAUCAGCAAACCGAUUGCAAGCUAAGCGCCAGCAAUUUGUGCAAGGGCCGUGUCUUGGAGCAUUUUGUUAUUGAGCAGGAUUUGCGCUACAAUAUACGCUACGAUCAUGUUUUUUACGUUGGCGAUGGCAACAACGAUAUUUGUCCAGUUUUGCGUCAGCGCGCCUGCGAUUUUGCAUGCGCCCGUCAAGGAUUUGCCAUGGAGAAGCAUUUGAUUAAGAAUCGCAACAAAUUGAAGCUACGCGCCCAUUUGCUAAUAUGGCGCAACGGCUUCGAUUUGCUGGAGCAGAUCCGUGUGCUGCCCCAGCUGCAGGGUCCGCCGUCCACCGAAUCGCAGGCCCACAAUUUGGAUGCCACUCGCUUGGCGGAAAUCGGAAGACGUGCGUCCGCCGUGGCUACAGCUGCAGCACCCGCUGCAGCCGAGUAGACAGACAAAUUUUUUAGAAUGCUUGUGCAAAACAAAAACCAAAUUUUUACAAAUCCAUAUAUGUAUACCUAUAUUUGAAACAGCCAUAUAUAUAUAUAAACACAUAUAUAUAUAUAUAUAUAUAUUUACAUUAAUUGAUGGAUGGUUUCGAAAUCAUCAAAUCUUUGUUGUGAUCAAUGUUUAUAUAUGUAUACAAAUAUGCUAACUAAUAAAUAAAUAUCAAUGUAGAAUUAUGCACACAACACAAACACACACACACACA
Molecule: messenger RNA, 1371 nt
Organism: Drosophila montana
Lineage: Eukaryota; Metazoa; Arthropoda; Insecta; Diptera; Drosophilidae
Product: pyridoxal phosphate phosphatase PHOSPHO2
Exons: 1
Coding region: 12-1109 (365 amino acids)
Molecular function (GO): phosphatase activity
Source: RefSeq, a predicted model, not a curated record